AUGUCCAAAAUGUCACUAGGCAGCCUGGAUGUGAUCUAUAUCAUGAUGGAGUCUGUUAUUGGAAUAUGUGCCGUGGUGGGCAAUGUCUUGGUGGUCUGGGCAGUGAGGCUGAACCCAGCUCUGCAGAAGACCACCUUCUUUUACAUCGUUUCCCUGGCCCUCAGUGACAUUGCCAUGGGGAUCCUUGUCGUGCCGCUGGCUGUCAUGGUGAGCCUGGGAGCCGUCAUGCAUUUCUACUCCUGCCCGUUCAUGUGCUGCCUGAUGAUGGUCUUUUCUCACGCCUCCAUCCUGUCUCUCCUGGCUGUCGCAGUCGACAGGUACCUGCGAGUGAAGCUGCCGAUCAGGUACAGGGCAGCUGUCACGAAGCAAAGGAUUUGUGUGACGCUGGGACUCAGCUGGCUUGUGUCUGUGCUGGUGGGGCUGGUCCCUAUGCUGGGGUGGAACCAGUGCACGGGCAGCUCCAGCUUCAUCGAGUGUCGCUACCCGGCUGUGAUGCGAAUGGAUUAUGUGGUGUAUUUCAGCUUCUUCACCUGGACCCUCCUUCCCUUGCUCAUCAUGUGUGCCCUCUACACUGAGAUUUUUUACAUCAUGUGGAUAAAACUAAACCAGAACUCAGCAAGUCUUCCAGGAGGAGAAACAGUUUGUGGGAAAGAAUACAAAAUGGCCAAAUACCUGGCCCUCAUCCUCUUCUUGUUUGCAGUGUCUUGGCUGCCUCUGGGCAUCCUGAACUGCACUGUGUUCUUCUGCCCCUCCUGCGCCAUCCCGCAGCCUCUGAUGUACCUGGGCAUCCUGCUGUCUCAUGCCAACUCCGCCAUGAACCCCGUCGUCUAUGCCUUCAAAAUACAGAAGUUCAAAGAAACAUACGCUUUCAUUCUGAGGACUUACAUCCUGCUCCAGAAGUCGGAGUCAGUUAUUUCUAGCGUGGAGCCCACAGUGGAGCUGGGAGUGAGCACCAUGUGA
This is a messenger RNA of Athene cunicularia (burrowing owl), 960 nucleotides long. RefSeq names its product adenosine receptor A3-like. Gene Ontology annotation, cellular component: membrane; dendrite; synapse. NCBI's taxonomy places the organism in Eukaryota, Metazoa, Chordata, Aves, Strigiformes, Strigidae. The transcript is spliced from 2 exons. Gene Ontology annotation, molecular function: G protein-coupled adenosine receptor activity. The record is from RefSeq and is a predicted model, not a curated record. Gene Ontology annotation, biological process: G protein-coupled adenosine receptor signaling pathway. Bases 1 to 960 code for a protein of 319 amino acids.